CGUCCAUCGCAUGCCCCUUCUCCUCCCCAGUUCUCUCCUCCACCUUAUCAAGAAGAAAGCAAAAGCCCCCCACUAUCCAUGGCGGCUUCUUCCUUCCUCCUCCCUUCCCUCUCCUUCGGAAUCCGCAGAAUCUCGUCCUCCAAGCCCCAAACCCAAACCCUUGCUCUCUCCUACGUUUCCUUCUCUUCGAUAAAAAAUGUCUCUUUUCCAUCUUAUAGUCCCUUUCCUCCGGUAAGAAAGGCGCCAGCUUUAGAUUCGGGGUCCGUUCCCAAGGUGGCGGUGUCCUCGGAUUUGGAGCAAGAAGAGGAGGCAGACCUGUCGAGUGGGGAGGAGGUGGAAUUCUCGCCGGACUUGAAGCUCUUCGUCGGGAACCUCCCGUUUAGCUUCGACAGCUCCCAGCUCGCUGGUCUCUUUCAACGCGCCGGGAAUGUCGAGAUGGUGGAGGUUAUAUAUGACAAGCAAACUGGAAAAAGCAGAGGAUUUGGAUUUGUGACAAUGUCAACCGUGGAGGAGGUUGAAGCAGCCACUCAGCAGUUUAAUGGUUAUACACUAGAAGGGAGGCCAUUGAGGGUGAACUCAGGACCACCUCCACGAAAAGAUGAGUUCCCAUCUAGAGGAUUCCGGGCUGGUGGUAACCUUGACAUGGCAAACAGGGUCUACGUAGGUAAUCUCUCAUGGGGCAUUGAUGAUCUGGCUCUUGAGACACUUUUCAGUGAGCAAGGGAAGGUUUUAGAGGCCAAAGUCGUUUAUGAUAGGGAGAGCGGUAGAUCGCGGGGCUUCGGCUUUGUCACUUACAGCUCGGCUGAGGAGGUUGAGAAUGCUAUACAAUCACUAAAUGGCACCGACUUGGAUGGAAGAUCGAUACGGGUUACAGUGGCAGAAACAAGGGCUAGACGCCAGUUUUGACCUUUGAGUUUGUUUGAAGUUGCAGAAAAACGCUGCUUCUUGUUAUCGAGAUCUUCCUUGUAGCUUCCACUUUGGAAACAUUGCCCUGUUAAUUCCAUUUGGAUGUUUUGGCUAUGAGAUGGUCUCUUGUAUCAGGCUUGUAUGUUUGUAGUGAUGGAACUUACCCAGGCAGCCUAUGGUUGGUCCCAUGAAUUAUGGUCAUUGGCAUCCCUAUUUGAUGUGGAUCA
Molecule: messenger RNA, 1133 nt
Organism: Musa acuminata subsp. malaccensis (wild Malaysian banana)
Lineage: Eukaryota; Viridiplantae; Streptophyta; Magnoliopsida; Zingiberales; Musaceae
Product: 29 kDa ribonucleoprotein A, chloroplastic
Biological process (GO): chloroplast rRNA processing
Cellular component (GO): chloroplast thylakoid membrane
Molecular function (GO): mRNA binding
Source: RefSeq, a predicted model, not a curated record